AGUUGUUGCCUUGAGUCGGGCUUAGAUUUGAAUGACGACUAUACGAGUGAGAUUGAUUGAUUUAUACGAUUUAUGUCUGUACUGUAUGUACGAUCCUGUAACGAGUAUGUUUGGAAGAUCGAUUACGGAUCCGUUUUAAUAACGGACAUCUUCGUCGCGAAAUGAUAUGAUUAGUGUAACAAAGUCAGCAUGGCAGAGGCAAGUAAUAAUGACAGUGGUGUAUCGAGUCUGGCCGACGACACGAUAGGAAAUAUGUUUAGCGACGAGUUUCCAAGUGAUUUACAAGAGAUAGUGUCGGUUAAAACGGAAGACAGCAUUUUGCAAGAAGUAUCAGAACAUAUCAAAUGCACUACAAAAUCAAACAAUCAGCAUAGAAUACAAGAUGAUAAGGAACCAAAUGCCGAAGGGAAUAUUGAAGUUAAUUGCAAAGAAAAUCAUAAGGCAGAGUUGCAAAAGCAGGUCGAGAUUGGAGAAAUUACUCCAUUUGAAGCAGUAUUUAAACAGAUAGCUUUAGAGCAAAAAGAAAGGAGUGCCAAUAAAAGUUCUCAAUUGUCUGAUCUUGAGAAGUACUUCAAACAACAAGCUGCUCUUGCUGAACAAAAGAGAAAAUUAAAGACUGUAUCUAAGACACCUGACAAAGAUACAGUACCGAUCAAAAAAACGAAAUUACUUGAUACUGAUACAAGAACAAAUAAAAAAUGUCAAAAAUCUAAACAUGAAAACAGCAAAGAUAACACUGUGCAAAGUAUUGACAAGACAGACUCCAAUGAAGCAAAUGAGAUUAUUGACAACAGUUCAGAAAGCGAAUAUAUUCCCAGUGAUAAUGAAGUGGAUUCCGACAUGGAGACUAAAGUUUCAUCUAAAAAAAGAAAAACUUCAGUCAAAUCCGGCUGCAUCCGUACAAAAAGAACUCGAGAUGAUGGAGAUAAUCAAUUAUUCAAGCAAAGAGUAGAAACAAAUACUUAUCCCAAAGAUGAAGCAAUGCACAAAAUUGAUACUCUCUUUAAAAUGCCACAAUGUAUUUGGGAAAAAUUAUACAGAUACAGAGGAUUAGGCCCGACUAUAAUUGUGUGUCCUGCUACUUUAAUGGAGCAAUGGGUGAAGCAUUUUCACGAAUGGUGGCCUUUCUUCAGAGUCGUUGUGCUUCACCAUUCUGGUGGCUACAAUGGUGAUCCAGAAAGUUUGAUAGAAUCUUUACAAACUGGCGGAAUACUUAUUACUUCUUACAACGGAGUCCUCAAACACAAAGAUUUGCUUGUCUCUAGUCAAUGGCAUUAUGUUAUUCUGGAUGAAGGCCAUAAGAUUCGUAACCCACAAGCAAAGGUAAGCCGAGCGGUGAAGCGAUUUUCCACUCCGCAUCGAUUGCUGCUGACUGGUAGUCCAAUGCAGAAUUCUCUGAAGGAACUGUGGUCCUUGUUUGAUUUCAUUCUACCUGGCAAAUUGGGCACGCUACCUGUAUUUCUUGAACAUUGCGCGAUGCCCAUAACACGCGGUGGUUACGCAAAUGCCACGCCGUUACAAGAAGCAACGGCUCUCCAAAUAGCCACUAUGCUGAAAAACACUAUUACACCAUACAUGCUUCGAAGGACAAAGAUUGAUGUGAAGCAUCACCUCACCCUACCGGAGAAAAACGAACAGGUAUUAUUUUGCAGCUUAACAGAUGAGCAAAAGAAAUUAUAUAAAAAAUAUUUAUGCUCCGAUGAUGUUUCUUUUGUUUUACACGAGAGAAAUUAUUGUAGUAGCGGAAGAUACAGGGCGAGGUUUCUCAUUGCUUUAUCAACAUUGAGAAAAAUAUGUAAUCAUCCGGAUCUGUUUUUGUACACCAGAGAACAAGAUUGUGAUGAAGAUAUCGAUUUGUCCAACGAACAAAUAGAGAAGUUCGGAUAUUAUAAACGUGCUGGAAAAAUGAUAGUGGUCCGAUCUCUUCUGAAAAUCUGGCAGAAACAAGGUCAUAGAGUGCUACUGUUUACUCAGGGAAGACAGAUGAUGCACAUUUUGGAAUCUCUUUUGCAACGUGAAAAGUAUACUUAUUUAAGAAUGGAUGGAACAACAGCAAUGUCUCAACGGCAGCAAACGAUUCAAAAAUUUAACAAUGACUCGUCAUAUUUUGUCUUCUUGCUGACAACACGCGUAGGAGGCCUAGGAAUAAACCUGAUCGGUGCGAAUCGAGUAGUUAUUUAUGAUCCCGAUUGGAAUCCAGCUACAGAUGCUCAAGCGAGAGAACGCGCGUGGAGAAUAGGUCAGAAUAAGCAAGUCACUGUCUAUAGAUUGAUUACUGCUGGCACGAUUGAGGAAAAGAUAUACCACAGACAGAUCUUCAAGUUACUACUUUCGAAUAAGGUUCUUGAUGAGCCACGCCAACGUCGACUAUUUAAACCAACGGAUCUGGUGGAGUUAUUUAAUCUAAAUGAGCCAAUAACCGGCGAAUUUUCCGAAUCGGAUCGCUUGUUUAGAGAAUCUAAAUUGACACCCAGUGGCUUUUCUCUCAGUAAAAUCGAGCAGAUGAAAAAGUUAGCGUCGAUUCUCAGUAAGAAAAUAAGCGCUAAUGUAAAAUCGAUGCGCGAUGAAAAUGAAAAUAAUAGCACUUAUAAAGAAAAAUAUGAUGAACAAAAUGAUAAUUCAAGACGCAUCGAUACUCUUGCCACAAAAAAUGAUUUGCUUGUGAACCAAAACUUAUCUUCCGAUCAAAAUAAUACACAAAAAUCUCCGAGCAAAUGUAAUGAAGAUUUCGAUAUGAAUUCUGAUGCAAAUAUUGAAAGAAAUAGUAAUAUAGAAAAUGAAAAUACAUUUAAGGACAAUUGUGAACAGAAUGUAAUUCCAGUGAGCUCUCUAGAUAAUAAUUCAGUGAAAAAAAAGAAUAAAAUUGUUUUAAGUGACGAUAAACUUACGCCAUCGUCUACUCGUAAACGAAAAAAACACAAAAAAAAAUCGAACAGUGCAAAUAUUUCUGCGAUGUUUGAGGGAGAACGUGUUUCUUGCCUAAUCGGUCGUCGUCUGGGACGUUCUAUUGAAAGAGAAGAGUCAGUUUCAACCGCAGAUGACGACUAUGUGUUAAGGAAACUAUUCGCCAAAUCAACUGUUAGUUCGGCCUUCCAACAUGAAGCAGUAUUAUCAAAUGCGCGUCAUAAUAGCGAUAAUGAAAACACAAUGCAACGUUUUGCACGUGAAUCUGCGCAAGAAAGCAUGGAUUUCAUUCAUCAAUCAGGGAAACAUUGUUGGAGACCAGCAUAGGAUAACCUAUAGUUUGUGUUGACAUUGUAUGUUUAUUUUUUUCUAUAAAUUUUUUAUAUUACACAC
Molecule: messenger RNA, 3297 nt
Organism: Trachymyrmex septentrionalis
Lineage: Eukaryota; Metazoa; Arthropoda; Insecta; Hymenoptera; Formicidae
Product: DNA excision repair protein ERCC-6-like
Exons: 14
Coding region: 190-3231 (1013 amino acids)
Biological process (GO): transcription-coupled nucleotide-excision repair
Cellular component (GO): nucleus
Molecular function (GO): ATP binding; ATP-dependent chromatin remodeler activity
Source: RefSeq, a predicted model, not a curated record